Molecule: messenger RNA, 414 nt
Organism: Closterium sp. Naga37s-1
Lineage: Eukaryota; Viridiplantae; Streptophyta; Zygnematophyceae; Desmidiales; Closteriaceae
Source: the annotation of a GenBank genome assembly
AUGGGAGGGCUAAUCGUUGUCGCGACUCCCCCUUACAUUACGCCUCCCUGUAUCAUGGGGAGCUUCCCCCCUUCCCCCCGCGCCAUACCCUCCCUUCCCCCCGCGCCAAACCCUCCCUUUUCCUCGCGCCAACCCUCAUUUUCCGCCACGCUAAUCUUCCCUUUCCCUACCGCCAACCCACCCUCUACCCCACUCCCACCCGCCCUUUUCACCGCUCCCACCCUCCCUUUCCCCCACGCUACCCCUCCCUUUCCCCCACGCUACCCCUCCCUUUCCCCCACGCUACCCCUCCCUUUCCCCCACGCUACCCCUCCCUUUUCCCCACGCUACCCCUCCCUUUUCCCCACGCUACCCCUCCCUUUUCCCCACGCUACCCCUCCCUUUCCCCCACGCUACCCCUCCCUUCCCAUUUGA